Frankliniella occidentalis (western flower thrips) is the source of this 1343-nucleotide messenger RNA. RefSeq names its product cell adhesion molecule Dscam2-like. The record is from RefSeq and is a predicted model, not a curated record. Gene Ontology annotation, biological process: cell-cell adhesion. Bases 877 to 1167 code for a protein of 96 amino acids. The transcript has a single exon. Lineage: Eukaryota; Metazoa; Arthropoda; Insecta; Thysanoptera; Thripidae.
GGCUUUGUGUGUGUGUUGUGUUUUUAUGGGGGCGCAAUCGCUGAACCAUUGUUGGUUAUUUUUCAGUUGCUCUCUUCUCUGACUGUCUACUUUGCAUCCCCUUACCCACUUCCCACCUGCUCUCCUUUCGUCGUUGAACGUCAUUUAGCUGGCCUGUUGUUUUAGGAUAUUCUUGGGUCCAGUAGGUUCAGGGCAUGUUUCUUUCUCCGUUAGGAACAUAGAGAUUUCACACUUGUUAUAGAAGAUCGAUUCCUUUCUAGUCCUCCCACACAUCUUGCCGUUCGCGCUCGACGAGGAAGUGCAUAUGGGCGACAGCGCGCAGCUCAACUGUCAUGUGUCCAAGGGGGACCGUCCCCUCCGAGUGUCCUGGACCUUCCAGGGUCGGGAGCUACGACCGGAGGACGGCGUGGAGGUGCUGGCCGUCAACGAGAAGACCAGCAUCCUGACCAUCACCUCGGCCUCGGCCGCUCACAGCGGCAACUACACGUGCCGUGCCCAAAAUCCGGCCGGGGUGACGGAGCACUCGGCGCCUGUCCACGUCAACGGUGCGACCUGCGAGGCUUGCAGGGCCUCGAUCUGGGCAUGCAGUGUGUCGUCUUUAGGACUUUUUCUCUGCUUUUCUCUCACACAAAACUCCUGACUGUUCUACCUCACCCCUUCCACCGACCCCCACUAUCCCCUCAUGUCCGUGCGUCCAACAAACCAGAACAACAAUGUUUCCCCCACGCGCUGCUUGUCGCAGUGGUCGCUCGGGUCUUCAGUAAGAUUGUAUUCGAUCGCCAUUAGCUCAUUUUCGUUUCCUUGACCCUGUCUCUUCUGAAUACCCUUCCAGUGCUCCCCCACAUCCUGCCCUUCGCGCUCGACGAGGAGGUGCACAUGGGCGACAGCGCGCAGCUCACCUGCCACAUCUCGAAGGGCGAUCGUCCUCUGCGCGUAUCUUGGACUUUCCAGGGCAGGCAGGUCGGCCCGGAGGACGGCGUGGAGGUGCUGGCCGUCAACGAGAAGACCAGCAUCCUGACCAUCACCUCGGCCUCGGCCGCGCACAGCGGCAACUACACGUGCCGCGCGCAAAACGCGGCCGGGGUGACGGAGCACUCGGCGCCUGUCCACGUCAACGGUGCGAGGACCAGACUGCCCUUCCUUAGGCCGGUCCGGUGCAUGCUGUAGCACUUGGUGUGCAGCUCUGCUUCUUUUAAGUCUUUGCCCAUCUCCCCACCCUCACCCCUCUCUCACCCCGUGCACAAGCGUGUCCAACUUGACGAGUGUCCUCGUCCAUCCAGCUGUCGUCGACCCCGCAUUUGGCACACACGGUUCGAAUCCCGGGGGUUCCAUCAUCAUUUUCU